Messenger RNA from Lasiodiplodia theobromae, 1470 nucleotides. Its product is annotated as Vitamin H transporter. The transcript is spliced from 4 exons. Gene Ontology annotation, cellular component: membrane. Gene Ontology annotation, biological process: transmembrane transport. The coding region runs from base 1 to 1470 and encodes 489 amino acids. Lineage: Eukaryota; Fungi; Ascomycota; Dothideomycetes; Botryosphaeriales; Botryosphaeriaceae. Gene Ontology annotation, molecular function: transmembrane transporter activity. The record is from RefSeq and is a predicted model, not a curated record.
AUGGGUGCCGACUCUUUCCACAAGGGGGAUGCGCAGGAGUACAUCGAGAAUGCUCAGCCUCCGGACCCCUAUCUCACAAACUACCCGCUUCUGCAGGCAAAAACGUCGGAAGAACUCGAUGCGUUGAACAAAAGCGUCGUGAGGAAAUUGGACUGGAAGUUCCUUCCGAUGGUCACCAUGAUGCUGCUCAUGAACUAUCUUGACCGCAUCAAUGUGUCAAAUGCACGUCUUGCGGGAAUGCAAGACGACCUCCACAUGUCGGAUACCAUGUGGUCGGCGGGAAUUUCCCUCUUCUACGUUGGGUACAUCAUUUCCCAAGUACCGGCCAAUGUCAUCAUCGCAAAAGGUAAACCUCGCAUUCUUCUUCCCUGCUGCAUGCUAGCCUGGUCGUCUGUGACCAUUUGCAUGCCGGCGAUGAAGUCGGGGUGGGCAUUCCUCCUCUGUCGCUUUCUCGUUGGAAUCACCGAGGGUCCAUUUCUCCCGGCCGUCUCCCUCAUGACCUCGUCGUGGUACACCAAACACGAAUCGCCGCUGCGAAUGAGCAUCUGGCACGCGGGAAACAUCGUCUCCAAUAUCUUUUCCGGUCUCCUUGCGGCCGGUAUUCUCACCAACAUGGACGGCAUUGCUGGUCUCCACGCCUGGCAGUGGUUCGUGUUGCUCGAAGGAAUUGUUAGUGUCAUUGUGGCGUUCCUGGGCUUCUGGUUCAUCCCGAACUGGCCGAACGACACCGGCUCAUAUUUUCUCACCCCCGAAGAAUCUGAGAUGGCACAGUAUCGUCAGCUCGUCUCUGCUGGCGGUCUUUCGGAGUCAGACGAAGGGGGGGCUUGGAGUGGCGUGGUCAUGGCUGCAAAAGAUCCCUUCACAUGGAUGUUUGCUGCCAUCCACUUUUCCGUUAUCAUUGCGCAGUCUUUCAAGGACUUCUUUCCAUCGAUCGUCGACACUCUCGGUUUCUCAAAGGUAGGGACGUACUUGAUCCAGGCUCCGCCGUACGCCAUUGCGUACUUGGUCACACUUGGCGUCUCCUGGUCCAGCGGUAGGCUGCUCGAACACUGUUGGCACAUUAUUGUGUGCAUCACCGUGUCUCUGGUUGGAGCGGUUCUCAUGAUCAGCACACUCAACACCGGUGCUCGCUACUUCGCCAUGAUUCUUCUCUGCUCGGGCCCAUUCGUGGGGCUGAACCUGCAGAUCUCUUGGGAGACGACAGUGGUGCCCCGCCCCAGGACGAAAAGGGCCGCCCUUGUUGCUAUCGCCAAUUGUGUCAGCAGUGUGAGCCAUUGGUUCACGCCCUAUUUCUUCUUGACGAACCAAGCGCCCAGGUACGAGACAGGUGGCGGCAUUCUCAUUGCCGGAUGUGGUCUUACUAUCGUCUUCUGUUUGGUUGCUAGGUGGUGGUGUGUCAGGAAGAAUAAGGAGCUUGAUCGGAAGGAUGCCCAAACUGGCGAAACUACUGAGUGGAGAUUUUCGACUUAA